Messenger RNA from Lepus europaeus (European hare), 921 nucleotides. Its product is annotated as allergen Fel d 4-like. NCBI's taxonomy places the organism in Eukaryota, Metazoa, Chordata, Mammalia, Lagomorpha, Leporidae. Bases 113 to 661 code for a protein of 182 amino acids. The transcript is spliced from 7 exons. Gene Ontology annotation, molecular function: small molecule binding; odorant binding. The record is from RefSeq and is a predicted model, not a curated record.
AAAUAACCUGGCCACAGGGUAUAAACUCAGGGGAGCUGGGGAGAGAGGCCACUGCCAGGCAAAGACUCCUUCCUGACAGCCGCGGAAGAUCCUGUGCCACCCCCCGGCCAAGAUGAAGCUGCUGUGGCUGUGUCUGGCGCUGAUUCUGAUCUGUGCCCAAAAGCGAGGAGAUGCGCACAGCCACUCGGAGGUGUCCCAGAUUGCAGGAGAGUGGUAUUCUGUUCUGUUGGCCUCUGACCACAGGGAAAAAAUAGAAGAAAACGGUAGCAUGAGGGUUUUUGUGGAAUACAUUCAUGUCUGGAAGAACUCUUCUCUAUCCUUUAAGUUCCAUACACUUGUAAAUGGAAAAUGUACUGAAAAUUUUUUAACAUGUGACCCAACAGAAGACGACCGUGUAUAUACUGUUGAGUAUGAUGGACACAAUGUCUUUAGAAUCCUUGACGUGGUCCCUGAUGACUAUAUUAUUUUCCAUCUCAUAAAUCACAACAAUGGGGAAAGUUUCCAGCUGAUGAAGCUCUACGGCCGAGAACCGGAUGUGAGAUCGGAAAUCAGGGAAAAGUUUGUGCAGUUGUCUCAAGAACGUGGAAUUGUUGAGGAAAACAUACUGGACCUAACCAAAGUCGAUCGCUGCCUCUACGCCAGAGACGGCGGAGCUGCCUAAGCCUUCAGCACCAAGUGCAUGCGUCCCCGCCUGGGGCUCCAGCUUCCCUCUCCAGCCCCCAAGGCCUCCUGUGUCAAGUGCUGAGGCCUGAUUCCCAUCACUAGGCAUGCACGCUGCAGCUGCAGGAGCGUCCCUGGUUGCCGUCAAUCCACCAGCAAUCAAAGAUUGUCUCGGGAUUUCUGACUCUGCCACACCCAGGGGAAGCCUGCAUGCACAAACUCUCCCUCUGCACACUCAAUAAAUGAGCCGCCUUGCAUCGA